Callithrix jacchus (white-tufted-ear marmoset) is the source of this 1018-nucleotide messenger RNA. The record is from RefSeq and is a predicted model, not a curated record. Lineage: Eukaryota; Metazoa; Chordata; Mammalia; Primates; Cebidae.
AUGGCCGCCAACGCCACCAGCGACCUCCACGCUCCCAGGAUGCAGCUGAGCGUGGCUGACAUCGUCGUCAUCACCGUGUAUUUUGCUCUGAAUGUGGCUGUGGGCAUAUGGGCCUGGCAAACAGGAGACUGGUCACAUCCCCUCAGCUUUCUGGGCCUCAGUGUUUUGAUCUGUGACAUAAAGACACCACCUACCUGGGGUGAGAUCUCCUAUCAAGAGGCCCACAUGGGACCAGGUGGUGGUGGUGGUGGCUGUGGCACUGGUGAUUAUAAUGGCACCACAGCGAAGGAAUGUGAUAGACUCUGCAACUUAGAUGUCUUCGGGUCCCCAGAAUCAGAGAUUGUGUCAGGACCACACAAACCAAUUUCUGGUAAAGCAGCAGCCCCGUUCUACAUUCCCACCAGCAGUGCACGGGCUUCCAACUCCUGCCUCUUCUUUCUGUCCUUGCAGUCCUCUUGUCGGGCCAGCAGGAACACAGUGAAGGGAUACUUCUUGGCAGGCCGGGACAUGACAUGGUGGCCGAUCGGAGCCUCCCUCUUUGCCAGCAGCGAGGGCUCUGGCCUCUUCAUUGGACUGGCAGGCUCAGGCGCGGCAGGAGGUGUGGCUGUGGCAGGCUUCGAGUGGAAUGCCACAUAUGUGCUGCUGGCGCUGGCGUGGGUGUUCGUGCCCAUCUACAUCUCCUCGGAAGUGAGUCUACUCAUGGGGCCUCCAGCCAGGGCGCUGGGCCUUGGUAUAAGUUGCUGGUAGUAAUGGGCAGGACUACUGUGGCCUCACAUCAGGCGUGUGAACUCUCAGGCCUGGGCUUGCUAUUAGCCCAACUAACAUUUCUAUCAACCUGUUAAGGUAUGUCCCCUCGGACCUCAGCCUAGGUGCCUUCUUGGCUGGUUUCCACUGCCCUGACUGCUGCAUCUCUGGAAUAAUGUCCCAUCCAGCUGGGCACAGUGGCUGCACACCUGGGCCACACACCUAGGCCACACACCUGGGCCUCACACCUGGGCCGCACACCUGGGCAUCACAC